Messenger RNA from Cephus cinctus (wheat stem sawfly), 5618 nucleotides. RefSeq names its product chondroitin sulfate N-acetylgalactosaminyltransferase 2 (gene Csgalnact). The record is from RefSeq and is a predicted model, not a curated record. Gene Ontology annotation, molecular function: glucuronosyl-N-acetylgalactosaminyl-proteoglycan 4-beta-N-acetylgalactosaminyltransferase activity. The transcript has 9 exons. The coding region runs from base 1719 to 3464 and encodes 581 amino acids. Lineage: Eukaryota; Metazoa; Arthropoda; Insecta; Hymenoptera; Cephidae. Gene Ontology annotation, cellular component: Golgi cisterna membrane.
ACUGCGUGGGCUUUCGAGGUUCAGCCGUGGCCUCGGACCGACAGGUUACCACCGGCCGCGCAACUGACAACCUCGAUUCCUUAUCGCUUCACCUAUCCCCAUGUGCGCACUAGAUGUACGAACUAUUUGGAGAGAAAAAGCGUUACGUGCGUGAAUGAAAAAACGUUUUGGUGCUUUCACGUGAAGUUCAUGAUCGCGUGAAUCGUGUGCAGAGGAUGUAGACUGAGGGAAGGGAAAGAAAUGAGAAUCGACCGGGUUUCUAGAAGAUAUCUCUGAAGCAGCUACAGUGUGAAAGCUCAAGUGCCACUUUUCACUGUAAUUGGUUAAGGAUUAUACGUCGCGAUAAGGUUGCGUUCAGAUUACGUGAUUGGUCGUUGUGGCACGAAACGCCUGCGAUAUGGAAAUUUUUAGCUGUAAUUGGGCAUUUGGAGUCAUUUGUGACUUUGUGCUCGUUCUUCGUAGCUCUUGUGACUCUCUGAGUAUGUCUGGCAGUUGUUUACGAUGAUAUUACCUAUGGGAAUAUCAUUGAUGAAAAUGGAUCUUUGCACUAUAAAUUACAGAUUGUACCAUAAAUAUUAAGGUAUCGCAGUGCGGAAUUACGUUGGUUUUGUCGUUAUGAUUUUGUGGUGAAUCCAAACGAAAAGUGUACGUAUAAUUUGCGAAAUGGAUAAGAAUUGAAACACGGUGACUUGUCUCUUUUUAUAUAGGACAAUUGUGUCGGCGAGUAUCAAAGGGUCAGUCGGUGGAAAUGGAAAUAAAUAGUGUAGACUGGUAUUUCGUUUGCAGCGGAUGUGGGCUAAGUGUAGCAAUAUAUCAGAUGAAUGAUAAUUGUCGGAAGUAUAUAACGUAGAGUACGGUUCAACGUUAAUAAGAGUUUUGACUAUCGUUAUUAAAACUUCCAAUGGAUACUUGAACUUAAUCAGGUGCUACUGUGCUUAAUUAAAGAAUCUUUGGAUUGGUAUACAAGCGUGUACGGUAUUGAUGUUAGGUAUGCAGUAGAAUAAAAUUGUCGAACGAGUUUAAUAUAUUGAAAAGUAUACUUGACCACGUGAAAUCUAAUAAUUUCAUAAAUAUAAUGUGAUAAAGUCUAAUAUUCAUCAGUCUUGUAAUAGUGUAAAUCGAAAUUUUUAUUAUCUUUUUUGAUUUUUCUAUUGUCAUCCUUUUAUAAUUUAUCAAUGUGAAUUACCGUAAACGCUUAUCAGUCUCCAGAUAACCCAGACUUUGUUAUGCUGGUGUGAUUUGAUAUGGCAAGAGUUAAAAUCGUGAGUCAUCUCAAUGAGAUACAGUUACACCUAAUAUGUUAGUUUGAAUUACCUAACUUUAACUUAAUACCGAAAUUCAAUACUCGUAAACGUUACGUUCCAUAUACUAUAUGUACAAUGACAACAGGUUUCCUCAUUAUUUCCCACGCUGUGAACACGCGCAAUUAGUUCUCAGUGUAAUACGUACAAGGAGUCACGAGUGAUCGCGUGUUUUGUUUCAUCGAACGGAAAAAAAAAAAAACGGAUACACUACCCCUUCGGAUCCAUUUUACGAAGACUAUUCCACACCAUGCAGAAAAACCUGAAGUUCAAAGAUCGUCUAGCUGAUUUGACAUCACGUGUUACAGAGUCAACGUAGGAAGCGUUAAUCAAGGAAGAGGCGCCUGGGAAGAUUUGGCGAAAGAUGCAAUCUACGAAUACCUUUUGUUCUAGGAGAUAAGGGUCCGAAGUAACCUCAUGACCACGUCUCCAAAUACACAGUGUCGUUCGAAGCGUCGCAGGGACAUGAUGUUACGCGUGCUGGGAGUUCGACUACUGUCGAGGCUGCUGGUCCUCGUCUGUUCCCUUUCGCUGCUGUCACUCCUCUUCUUGAGCCGCUGCGGCUUCAAUAAUCUCGACACGGACCUCAUCGACACUGCCGGACCCGUGACAACGGCCAGCCUAAUCGAAGCGAAUCAGCAUGAGGAGGAGACAAGAAUGGAAGUGGAGAGGCUCACUGCCGAAAUUCGAUCACUGAAAUUGCAAAUACUUCAACUAACCGGUGGCCCACCAGGUCACAGCGAGACGUCUUCGGGGAUAAAUGCCAGCGACGUUGGGGAUUGCCUUGCGGCCAGACGACAGGUCCAAUUCGCUGAGAUCAGUCAGGGUUUACCAUUGAACAACGAGUAUGAACUGAUCGCCUUUAGCCAUUUUACAUUCUCAAGACUGUACCCGGUGGAUCUUGGCCUGGGGAAACGAGUCGUGGAGAAGCCUAUAGGAUUCAAGCGGAAAGAUCUCCUCGAGGCACUGACGAAGGCUAUCGAGAUUCUCAACAAGAAUGUCACCUUGCCCACCAAGUACACUCACGAUGACUUUCUGGAGGGCCUAUACAGGGUCGAGCCAACGACCGGAACGCAGUACGAGAUGUACUUCAGGACGAAAAACUUGAGCAAAAGUACCCAGGUGGCUCCAUCUGGUUAUACAAAGAUCACGUUGAUGAGGCCCUAUGCGCCUAUACAGUUCAUCGCUACCGAGAGGCAGCAGCCUAAGGAAAAGGAGCUCAUUCACAUUAUCCUACCGCUUUCCGGUCGUACCAAUACAUUUCAGAGCUUUAUGGAUAAGUUCGUUAAAAUUGGACUGAAGAACGAUCGCAGGGUUCACCUGACAGUCGUUUACUUCGGCACCGAAGGCCUCUCCGAGGCGAGAGCCAUCAUGUCGAGGGUCCUGAUGACCCGUGGUAGCGGCGGAUCUAAUCAUAACUUACGGCUGCUCGCCUUGAAUGAGACAUUCUCGAGAGGAAAGGGCCUUCGAGUUGGCGCCGAACGUGCCUGGGAUGGCGAGGGCGACGUACUGCUCUUCAUGUGCGACGUCGACGUCGUAUUCAGCGCAAGAUUCCUUGACAGAUGUCGAUGGAACACGGCACCAGGUCGCAAGGUUUAUUAUCCUAUCGUCUUUAGCCUCUAUAAUCCUCACGUUGUGUACACGCUUCAGGGUCGGGAGGUACCGCCGGAAACGGACCAACUUGUAAUCUCGAGGGAUACCGGUUUCUGGAGAGAUUUUGGUUAUGGGAUGACAUGCCAAUACAGGUCCGAUUUUCUGAGGGUACGCGGAUUCGAUGAAGAUGUUGUUGGAUGGGGUGGCGAGGAUGUUACCCUCUAUCGAAAGUACGUCAAGAGUAAUAUUAAAGUCGUUCGGGCGACGGAUCCGGGAAUCUUUCAUAUUUGGCAUCCAAAAGUCUGUUCCGGUGGACCCGGGCAGCGUUUGUCUACCGAUCAAUACCGAGCCUGUAUUCGAUCGCGUGCGUUGAACGAAGCCUCGCAUGCUCAGCUUGGCUUUUUGGCGUUUCGAGAAGAUAUCGCAAGUCAGACGCUCAAUAUGAAGUCCGUUGCGAAGAAAAAGAAGCCAUCGGCGAAGAAGGAGAAGAAGAGGCUAACGAAGCAGACGAAGAGUCAGUCACAGAUCAAGGAGAAGCCGGUGGGUAGAACAUCCAAGGAUCAGACUUGAUCCCUGACAACGGGUCGAUUUGAAUUUUGAAUGUAAAUAUCCUGUAUAAAAACAAAGGAUUUAGUGGCGGUACUGAUACUUCGAUUUCGAAUGCAUAGAGCGUGCAAGGUCGUGCUGUUAUUUAAUUUGUAAAAAGGAAAUGAAAUUCGCACUGGGGAUAAAUGGAUAUUGUAAGAAUUGCAGGGAGGACGUUGUUCUAACGAUAUGUAAACUUUCCUAAGAAUAGGCCAAAGAAACUAAUCGUUGUAUUAGUGGAGAUGAAAAAAAAGUCAUUAAUGAAAAUUGAUGUUCAGACACGCGCGGAUACUAGUCACGUACGAAAUUGCAUUAUUCGGGUAAAACUGAAUCGUUGAUGAUUUCUUUGAUAUUAUUAUUGUUCAAAGGUACCGACGUAGAUUCGUCGAAAAAUGUGUGAUUUUUUUUUAAUUAGCUAUUAUUCAAUCUUGCGAGAAUACAACAACGAGAGCAUAUCGACGAUCUAAGAAAAUUGACAUUGAGGUAAACAAAGAAAAAGUUAAAAAAUUCGUAACUGCUUUUUGGAAUUGUGAAAACAGAGUUGUGAUCUAUCUCCCGUAGGUCGGGAGGAUAUUAUUAAAGAUACGCGAUCCAUUAAAUAGGUGAUUUAUAUGAAUUUAUAUAAUAAACUCGUUGAGCGAAAUGAAUGAAGAUUUAUAUUAUUAAUGACUAAAUGCUGGAGGUCAAUUAGGAUAGGUAAAUUGUUGCACUCCAUUUCUCAGUCAUAAGUCCAAUGGACAGUGUGUAAAUAAUUCGCAAAAUCCUUAAACCGCAACGAAUUCCUCGUGUUUUCAGAAAGGAAUUCAUUUUUAUUUUUCUUCUUAAUACAUUUGUUUGUUUUUCCCACUUUUUCUCCUGGGACGUCGUAAAAUCGAAUAUAAAUGUACGAAUGAACAAAAUGAUUACGAGGAUCGUAAGGGUCCGGGGGUAAUUUCUGAGCAAUUAAUUAAUUUUUUUUAACACGGCACAGCAGUAAUGACGAUUAACGUUUUUCCCUGCAAGAAAAUGGCAGCACAUUUAUAAGAAUGCGAGAGUACAAUGAAUACCCGGUAGUACGUCUUACACGAUACAAAAAAUGCAUUUUACGUCUCACGGUGCACUCGAUGCAAUAUUAAAAAAUUCCAAAAUAGCAAUGAUGCAUCGUGCAAACUAAAAUGCAUUUGAUCUACUCGUGGCUGCCUGCCGGUAGUCGAGGUCGUAAACGUUAACAUGCAGCAGUGAAAAGUACGAAAACUGUGAUUUACAUAUAGCGAAGUUCAUACGCUUAGUAUUCACGUGUCUAUACUGUUGAUGCAGCUAUCUAUAUUUAUCUACACGAAAAGUGCAGAAAUACAGUUGCCGUUUGUGAAACGAAAAAGAUGGAGUAGUGCGUGAAAAUUGCAUACUGCAGCGUCGAUGCACUUUUAUAGCGACUUGUUAUUUUUUCUUCUGUCUUUCCACCUACACGAGGCUGGCAUAUCGGACACUUUUAUUAUACCAAGAAAACCUUUUUCAAUCUACUUAACCAUGGUACUGUUAAGCGUUAAAAAUUCGUUGAAUUCGCGCCACUCGCAGUGAGAAUCGAAUUUAUUAUUAAACACUCCUCGUAAUGAGUUCCGAGUGUUAUCAAGUUAAUUAAAGUUUCACAAAACCGCGAUAAAGUUACCAUAAACCAGCGGCGUUACUUCGGCCUUGCAGUAUUACGUACACACCGAACUUUUGGUCCCUGGUAAAACCAUAAACUUUCGAACUACAAUCAAACGUGAAAAAUUAAACGACCUUGUAGAUAAUAGAAACUCAAACGUCUGAGUUCGAAAAGUUAACCAGCCACUCAAAAUGUAAAAUGAAUAAGACAUUAUAUACAUAUAAUACGUGGUUUGACAAAAUGAUUACGAAACAAACCUGAAUUGAAUGUGCAAUUGAUGCGAAGUAUUUCCAAAAAAAGAAAAUCUUAUUUUGAGACGGUUCCUUCGUGUCUCAAGUUCGACUCGAAACUCUCACAUUCGAAUGAGUUAAUUACUAUUUACCUCUCAUUAAUAAUAAGCUCAAGUAAUCCUGGACCUCUGGACCCUUCCGGCGCGACACUCUUACUAAUGUAUAUUGAAUGAAAGCAUUGUAUAGAAAAGGCAUGUAAACAAUUAUAACCAAUUAUAAAUAUGC